Messenger RNA from Parus major (Great Tit), 3828 nucleotides. It is a transcript of the gene C7H2orf76, whose product is annotated as chromosome 7 C2orf76 homolog. Bases 226 to 606 code for a protein of 126 amino acids. The transcript is spliced from 7 exons. The record is from RefSeq and is a predicted model, not a curated record. Lineage: Eukaryota; Metazoa; Chordata; Aves; Passeriformes; Paridae.
AAAGAACGCGAUUGGCGGAGCCGGCGGGCGGGUCGGGACCCGGAAGUGCCGGUGGAGAGUGUGUUUUUCCAUGUUGCUUUGGAGCAAGUGAGUUGAAUGCUGUGCCCUUUGCUGCACUCCCCGAGUCACCAGCCCAUGUGGAAUAGCACCAAGAAAACAUCUGUCUUUGCUGUUUAGUAUAAAUCGAGUUAUUUUCAGGUGCAAAGUUAUUCAGAAUUAAUUCUCAUGUCAGCAGAAAGCUCGACCGUCACAGUUCGUCUUGUGCGCUCUUUUGAGCACCGUAAUUUCAGACCUGUGGUGUACCAUGGCGUCCCCUUGGAUCAGACAGUGAAGGAGUUCAUCGCUUUUGUGCGCAAGGAUGUGUCUUCAAGAACAGGACUUCCUCCUCCUUUUAAAAAUUACAAGUAUGAUACAAUGAAGAUUAUUCACCAAGCACACAAAUCUAAGACCGGUGAACUUGUAGUGAGUUUGGAAGAUGAUGACAAACUGAUUUUGAAGGAAGACAGCACGCUGAAAGCAGCUGGAGUAGCAAAUGAGACGGAAUUAGCAUUCUUCUGUGAGGAAGAUUACAGAAACUACAGAGCUAAUCCUGUUUCGGCCUGGUGAAGAUCCCAAGAGAUUGUUUUGUUUUCCCAUACCUGUUGUAAAUUUUCCUUAUUCUGCUUAAUGAGAUUUUUCUUAAAGAUCAAUAAAUCCUAGAGGAUUUCUUUGCAAACAGUGCAAUUCCCUUCCUAUAGAAAUUAAUUUUUGUCAAUAUGCUGAGGCUGAGAGAAGAAAAACUGGGGGACAUAAAUGACUUUUUUCUUCCUCCCUUUUCUUUUUGCUGUGCUUGGCUCUUGAGCCUCAGGCAGUGCCAUCCCUGACCCGUGACAUGUUCUUGGUGUGAUCCCACAGCAGACAGUAACUGCAUAUGGAAAUUAUAGAAUGCACAGGAUGAGCCCAUCACAGUACUAACUUCUAAUGAAAAUGAAGUGAAACCUCCUUCAAAUGAAAUGAAAUGUUUUAUGACCAAAUCACUGGGUAUUUUAAAGAACUUGAGAAGAGAAUCUCUCUGUUUCAAGUCACAGCUUUACUUCUCUCAUUUUAUGUUUGGUCUCUUUUGUUUAAAUAGUGCAGACUGGCCAGUGUUUCAUGCUUUUCAGUGGUGAAUGCUUUCCAUUAUCCUCUCUUCCAGCCCUCUUUAGCAUGCUGAAAGGGACAAAUAUCUGUUGGGAGGCUUUUGUGUCCAAGGACCAGCUCGCCUGUUUGUAGCUUUACUUCAUGGAGACACCUUCAGACAGGGGUAGCAGCUCGAGUUCUGCCAGGAUGUCAGUGUGCCUAAGUAGGAAUUGGGCAUUUUUCCAAGUGGAGUGAAAGCUCAUGGUUUCAGUUUUAAGAAUAAAACCUGAAUGAUUGCAUUUUUUGCGAGGAGAGGCCCAGUCUGUGAGCCACAUGUCUUCAAGACUGGAAUUGAUUCCUUUAUGCUUUCCAUGAGUCAAAUACUCUGUUGCUAUGUGUUUGUUCCUGGUAAUUCCAGGCUUUCCUACUACAUGAACCAAAUUAAGAAUAAUAGAAAAUAAUCAUGUAUCCAAUAAAGUACCUUUAGGUAGAGAUUACUUAUGAAAUGCUCUUUAGGGGGUACCAAGAUGGGGAACUGUGCCUUUAAGCCUCCCUUCACUCAAAUGGGAAUGAUGCUGGCUCUCUGCCUUAGCAGGCUUUUUGGGCAUGGGCUCUGCUAAAUUGAAUGAGAGCUCAUGUGCAAUUGCUUUAGACCUACACAUCUACACUGAGCUCUGGGUGAGAGCUGACAAUGCUAUAUCCAUGACACUUUAUGGAGGAGUAACCCUACCAUUUCCUAGAGCUUUGAUUAUUGUUUUUACUGACAUGUGUGGUUUCCAAAGUCUCCAAGUAAAAUUUCCCUUUAUUUCAGAUGUAGGGCCAAAGAACCAUCUGUGUAUUCUUCCCACCUAAUUUUCCUCAUCCUUCCUGAGAACUCUCUGGUUUAGGCUGUUUUACUCACCAACAGCUUUGCUUCAGAGUUUUAUUCUCUAGUGAAAGAACUCUACCACUUUCUCAACUGUGAUAAAAUUAUUGUAUCUUUAUCUUGUAAGGAGGAGUCCUGUGUCACUGAAGUCACCUGCGUUCUCCUGGGAUGUAGGUGCUGUUAUGCAUGUCCUGAUGAAUUUAUGAGGAGAAUUUACCUCUUGCCUUCUCUUUCUGUCCAGUCAGCCUCUCUGUUGCUGCUACCUGCUCCCCAAACAUGGGCCCAUGUUCAGCUGCCUUCUUACAGAGUCUGUCAUGUUUGCAGGUUUAUGUGGUUAGUACAAGUUUGUGCUCAUCUUCUCAGUUUGAGCUGAUGCAUUGCACUCCAGACUAUCUCAUCUUUGUUCAGCCAAAUUUACAAUAAUGGAGGUUACUUUGUAAGAACAGACAGUGUACCAGAGACAUCAGUGUCAGGCUGGCCUGCCAGGGCAUCUAAAUGGUGUCUGUCACCACAUGCAGGCUCUCAGACUGAGCAAGAACUUCAAUUCUUUUCCUCCUGUUCUAGGGAUUUGAAUUUGGUUUCCAGCCCUUUCAGACAGAUUUUGUGAUCCCUUUUCUCUAACACAUUUGUGUUUGAAAGAUUCACCACAUUAUAACAAUUGUCUUUUCUGGGCUUGUACAGUUCCAAACUUGCAGUGUCACAUGAAGUGUGGUACUGUGGAAGAGCAAUUCUACAGCAUCAGUGACAAAAACUGUAAAUGUUCUACUGCAAAUAUUCAAGAAUGAUGUGAUUGGCACUUCAGAUUAACUUCUCUUUCCAAGGGAAGAGUUAAACUGCUUUGUGAGCUCUGUUCACUCUGGCAAUGGCACUUCAUUGGCUUCUUUCUCCAGCAGCACAGUGGAGCCUUUUGUAAUGCCCUCAAUGGCCAUACUUAUAAACUGGUUUCUUCCUGAAGUGUUUUUCUACUGUGGUUGUUGCUUUUUCUGGAUUGUUUUUGGUUUGUUUUUGUGUUGUUUUUUUUUUUAAUGGAACUUACAGUAAUGCAUCUUUCAAGUAAACCUCACAAAACUACAGAUAAUAAACUUUCUAGGAAAGAUGCUGUUCCAAUUUUUUUUGGUGGGAUAUGGUACAGCUUUGUAUCAAAGGAGGUUUGAUUCCAGAAUUGUUGGGUACUGAACAAAAUCUCUGAACACUGGCUAAGAAAUUAGUAAAGACUGAGAUGUCUGUCUGAGAUGGUGUUUUGAAAUCCUCUUUCUGUUGAAGGAAAUCACAAAGCUAGUACUGUGGUUUGUUAUCCUGGCAGAAAUAAUGAGCUGCAUUGGUUUACAGCUGCUUUUAAUCAAAGGUGUAGUGGGGAGAGUCAUACCGCUUUGCCAGUGGUCUUAGGCAUUGUGGGAUAAAUAAGGAUUUGUGUUACAGUGGGAUGUUCUUGGAACCAUUCACCAUGUUUUUGUUAAACAAAAGAACAAUAUCCAGAGAGGACUCUGAAAUAAAAUAAAAUUUAUCCUGUGUUAUAACACUGUAGCAGGAAAAGACAGUCAAACUGGAACCCUGGGGUGGUGUGUCAGGCUUGGCUGUCUCUUGGAGAAAAAAAUCACUUCAGAGAGACUGGAGUUUUGACUGGGAGGUGUGAAAGCAUUGCUUUCUGAAGAAGAGAGGAAAUUUGGAAAGGAAUUAUCAUAAAUAGGAGGAAGAGGUAACAGCAUAAUUGAAUAAACAGCAAAAUCUGCAUGUGCAACACUCUUGGUGCAGAGAUACCAGAGCAGUGCUGCUUUCUAAAGAAUUAAAAGUAUACAAAUGGUGCUUUAUCAUAAUUUUGGAAUUAAAUUAAUGAACUGCUUCAGUAGGCAUCUUGUUUUUUCUGG